Messenger RNA from Stegastes partitus (bicolor damselfish), 8399 nucleotides. It is a transcript of the gene roraa, whose product is annotated as RAR-related orphan receptor A, paralog a. Gene Ontology annotation, molecular function: nuclear receptor activity; zinc ion binding; RNA polymerase II cis-regulatory region sequence-specific DNA binding. Gene Ontology annotation, cellular component: nucleus. The record is from RefSeq and is a predicted model, not a curated record. The transcript has 11 exons. Gene Ontology annotation, biological process: regulation of transcription by RNA polymerase II. Bases 147 to 1706 code for a protein of 519 amino acids. NCBI's taxonomy places the organism in Eukaryota, Metazoa, Chordata, Actinopteri, Pomacentridae.
ACACACCCACCUCCAGACACACUCGCAUUUCUCAUUUCUUACUUCUAGUCUAAAUUAGAUAGCAAGACGUAGUGUCGGAGCUCACAGAUCGUACAGAAUUAGUUUAAAGUACUAGCGGUAGUUAAACAGCAAAUCUGAAAUUCAACAUGGAGUCCCCUCCAGAUCCAGCGAGCGACCCGGGCAACAGCGCCUCGGAGCCGGCUACCCCGGUCAGGGAAACCCCGGUAAACCUGGAGACGCUCCGGAAAGCGGACCAUCCAGCCCCGGUUCGAAGGCAGACCUGUUCCAGCACCAACAGAGGUAUCUCAGUAACAAAGAAGACACAUACUUCUCAAAUCGAAAUAAUUCCCUGCAAGAUCUGUGGAGACAAAUCAUCAGGCAUACAUUACGGCGUGAUAACAUGUGAAGGCUGUAAGGGCUUCUUCAGGAGGAGUCAGCAGAGCAAUGCAGCUUACUCGUGCCCCCGUCAGAAGAACUGCUUGAUCGACCGCACCAGCCGCAACCGCUGCCAGCACUGCCGGCUGCAGAAGUGCCUGGCAGUGGGCAUGUCACGAGAUGCAGUGAAGUUCGGCCGCAUGUCGAAGAAGCAGCGAGACAGCCUGUACGCUGAGGUCCAGAAGCACCGGCUGCAGCAGCAGCAACGUGACCACCAACAGCAGCCUGGAGAGGCGGAGCCGCUCACACCUAGCUAUGGCCUCUCAGCCAAUGGCCUCACAGAGCUCCAUGAUGACCUCAGCGGCUACAUGGACGGUCAUACCCCUGAUGGCAGCAAACCAGACUCGGCGGUCAGCAGCUUCUACCUGGACAUCCAGCCAUCUCCUGACCAGUCAGGCCUGGACAUCAACGGCAUCAAGCCGGAGCCCAUCUGCGACUUUGCCCCGGGCUCUGGCUUCUUCCCUUACUGCUCCUUCACCAACGGAGAAACCUCCCCCACCGUGUCCAUGGCUGAACUAGAGCACCUGGCCCAGAACAUCUCUAAGUCACACAUGGAGACAUGUCAGUAUCUGCGAGAGGAGUUGCAGCAGAUGACCUGGCAGGCUUUCCUUCAAGAGGAGGUGGAGAGCUACCAGAACAAGCCCCGGGAAGUCAUGUGGCAGCUGUGUGCUAUCAAAAUAACAGAGGCCAUUCAGUAUGUGGUGGAGUUUGCCAAGCGCAUCGACGGCUUCAUGGAGCUGUGUCAGAACGAUCAGAUAGUGCUGCUGAAAGCAGGCUCUUUGGAAGUUGUGUUUGUCAGAAUGUGCCGUGCCUUUGACUCGCAAAACAACACAGUCUAUUUUGAUGGAAAAUAUGCCGGACCUGAUGUGUUCAAGUCAUUAGGCUGUGACGACUUGAUCAGCUCCGUCUUCGAGUUUGGGAAAAACUUGUGUUCUAUGCACCUGUCUGAGGAUGAGAUCGCCCUGUUCUCCGCCUUUGUGUUGAUGUCUGCUGACCGGUCUUGGCUCCAGGAGAAGGUGAAGGUGGAGAAACUCCAGCAGAAGAUCCAACUGGCCCUCCAGCACGUCCUGCAAAAGAACCACAGAGAGGAUGGUAUUCUUACAAAGUUGAUAUGCAAAGUGUCGACACUGCGAGCGCUGUGCAGUAGGCAUACAGAGAAGCUUACAGCUUUCAAAGCAAUAUACCCAGACAUUGUGCGUGCCCACUUCCCCCCCUUAUACAAGGAGCUGUUUGGAUCAGACUUUGAGCAGUCCAUGCCCGUUGACGGGUAGCAGCCCCCGCCAGGUGCCAGUGUGCCCACCGUAGGGGAAUGUGGAGGAGGAAUCUGAGACACUUUACUGGUGCCCUGCACAAACCAGAGCGGACAGAUGGCACGCUGUUCAACUUCUUCUUUUACAUUGGAGGGGAGGGCUUAGGGAGUUGAUUGUCAAGGUUUACUAUAUUGAAUUUAGUUCUCUUUGGAAGACAUGUGGGACCCGACACCCCACGGGACAUGAAGAGGAGAUAGGAACAAAUAAUUUCUGUUUGGUUGAACUUGACCCUCUUAUGCGCUUUUCUAACGAGGAGCUCCCUCCGUUCAUUUUCACCAGUAUCUCUGAUUUCUCUGUUUCACUUAAAAUCAUGCAAACAAUCAAUAAGACACUUUUGGAAAAAAUAUCCCUAAAACGAAUCAGUAUUAUUUUCCAGAUGACACCCCCUUCUACAGUCUUGGUGUUUUCAUUUUAAUGCACCGUAGCGCCAAAACACAACAAAUAACUGGCAAAUGCGCACAUUUUGGUCAAGUUCAGCCAUUUUUUUUUUCUCUCUUGUUUUCCGUCGUAUCUUCUGGACACAGUGCUUGGAAUGAAAACUCACAGCAACUUUGAGGGAGGUUCCAUUGGCAUGGUGAUGCAAUCGGCACCUCUCUAUGGACAAUCGUUUAAAAGAGGAAAAAAAAAAAAAAAGAAACCUAGAAUUCUGGUAAUUCUAAUGAAAACGCAAUGAUUUUAGCUGUCAAAGACUCCAUCCACCAUUGUUGCAUAGUGAAAUCAUGUAAGGCCAUCUGCUAUUAAUCCUUCUCUGGACAGGUGCCCUGGAGAAGCACAGGGCACCAACACAAUGAAAAGGGUCCAUUCCACCUGUUUUAUAAUGUACUACAGGGUAUAUGGUCAUAAGUACUUACUAUACAGAAAAAAGUAAUGUUUAUAGAAUCUAUUUUAAAUAACAUGUAUGAUAUUAGUAGUUAGACCAUUCUUAAUUGUUGAAUUGAUAAGGCACUUUUAUUUACACCUUUCUUUAAUUUAAGACUUGUAUAUUUACCUAGUGAUGUGUUGCAUGUGCACAAGAAAUACAAGUUGAAUCAUGGUCACGGAGGGUAGUCCUGGGAGCUGCAGAUGAUACUGGUCUGGAAGUGUUCGGGAUGUCUGUUAGGAGGGGGGCUGGCGUGGCCGCUGGUUGGUGAACUGAGAGGCGUGGAUGAGAAGGCAAAUUAAAAGACACUCCGUCACCUUGUUUUUUCCUCAACGACUGCCAGCGUGACACCUGUCAAAAAUGUAGCUCUGAUGCUCCCCUUAGCAAGCAUGCACACACAAAGUAACAGCAAACAAACCCUGUAGUGAUGUUACUUUGUUCUGAACACACCUGGAUGUCACGGCAUUUGUUUGAACAUUUUUUUUUUUGUUUUUUUUUUCAAGAAAUCUGAGGUAUACUGUCACGGAACAUUUGCAACACUUUCAUAUUCUUAAUUGUUUUGUUCGAAAUAUUUCGUUUUAAUGUGAAAACUCGUCAUUUAAAGGUUUCGAGAGGACAUAAAGAAAUGAAGCAUCCAGGUCGCACAAAUCAACACUGAAUAGCCAUGUGGUCGGACUGGAAAAAACCGCACGCACAGACUGUAAUCCAAUUGUUCCAUCUAGUGGAAGAUAAAGAUACGGCAAGCAAGUUUACCGACAGAGCUCCGGGGUUUAACCUAAAAGCACAUUUAUGAGCCUCUGUCGAAGCGUUUUUUUGAGCGUUUUUCUGCUGUUUAAGAGUGACUAUUCUCUGCCUUCUCACCGCAGCCUCGGCCCAGCGACGCCGUUAACAGGACACAGAAGAAAACAGUGAAGGGAAAGUGAAUAUUCAAAGCCUUGUCUGGUAGUAAAGCUUCUAUUUUUGUAACUUGUUUUGGUUAAUAAACUCAUGAAAGAGAACGAGGGAGAGAAAAAGAUGUCAGGUAGCACUUAACUAUAUUCCUGCAAUAAUUAGACUAGCUGUUGUUUGUAUGAUUAGGGGAGAAACAUAAAAAUGGUAGGACAAGUGCUAUUUUCAGAAUGCUUUGUUGUUGUGCUUCUGUUUUGUUGAGUGUGUCUUUCUUGUCAGUGUGGUAGUAAAAGUGGUAGAAAAAAAAAACCCUGGAUGUGCCAAACAGUAGUCGUUGCUUCCGCUUUCCAGUCUACUCGUCUAUAAUGUAGAAUGGAUUCCUAAGACAUUCCAGCAAUCUCAGUAGCGGCUUCUAGAAAUAUCUUUGGAGGAAGAAAAAAAAAAAAGAGCAAAACAAAAGAAAAAAAAAAGAAAAAAAGUGUUAUCCCUUUAGAAACCCAACAAAGCAUGUUAACACAUCUGUCACCGACUGUAACAUAAAAUCCAGUUGUUUGUCUUUUGUUUUGUGUUUGCACACUAUCAUUCCUCUGCCGUGCAAUUUGCGCGAGGCGUUAAUGCCUUGUGCUGUCACCCCUCAGGGAAGAGUUUCUUUUGUGCUUUCUGUUUGAGAGGACAUUUGUUUUUACUCAUUAGCUUUUAAUUUAGUUUUUUUUUUUUUUUGUUCAGGGAUGUUCCAUGGGAAGUGGUUGAAAUUACAGAUUUGAAAAUUCAUCACUGAGUUGUUCCGAAUUUUACACAUUACCAACGUCCAUAAGGGGCCUCCAGCCAAGUCAAGUUUUAAAAAAAAAUCUCAUUUGUUAAAAAAAAAAAGAGAAAAAAAACCCCAUCACUUUUACAAACUGCAGUUUUUCAGUACGCAGCAUAUUUCUGUCACACGAAAAUCAAUUUUGGUUAUAAAAUGGUGUCAUCAGGGUCUUUACAAAUGAUAACCCUCUUUGUUAGAAAACCAAAUAUUCUUAUGCAAUACUAAAUCUGUUGUGUUUGGGUUGUAGUAGAUAUGCUGUACCUGAGUAAUAAUCUCUGUUAUGAUCCAAUGCUAUUUGGAUAUGCACAAGCCCUCUACGACAAGUAAACCUCAGUCUCAAAAGCAAAAGAAACCCAGUCUGGAACACUGCUAGACAAUCCAGGUUGAGAGGCCCAACGGCCCGGCAAGAGCAGCGAAGAGGAUGAGGUGUGAACGCUCAGGGAGGUAACAGGUAGACCGAAGAAACAGCUCGCUUUCCUCUGGAGUUGCAGAGCAUUUGAUUAGCUCUUUUGUCAAUUUACGAGAUCUUGUACAAAAAAAAAAGAAGGAAAAAAAAAAAAUUGAUGAGAGGAGCUUGGCUGAACUUUUUUUGGCAUAGCACACUGAACACCUAGAGCAGCACUUAACUGUUCAGAAAAUAAUGAAGAAAUGGAUAUUUGGCUAAUUUCCUGUUAAUUAUUUGCAUUUUUUUUUUUGUUUUGUUUUCUUGAAAUUAUCCUUUGUUUUCUUAGGAUGUUGUAAUAUUACUUGAUGGUCACAUGAGCAAUUCAGUAUUUUUUGUCAAAUAUGGUCAGCUAAGGUCUACCACCAAAAGGGUUCUUUUCUCAUAAAAGUGAAAAUGUGUUUUCAUUCAAGUCUAAAUAGUUGAGUGGCUUGUAAUGUGUUCUACAAUAUAUAGCAAGCAAUAUGCCUUGUGUUACAAUUACGGGUCUCUACAGUGCAGUCAUCAUCCUUUUUUUGAAUUGACUUUAUUCAUACAGCUGACUCCAAUUUCUAAUGUUUACUCUCAGUCUAUAACAAAAAAAGUAAUAAUAAAGCCCCAUCACUCUAUUUCCAUCCUCUUAUGUACUGGUAUGGUUGCAAUAGUGGCAGGAUAGCAGAAAAUGGUCACCAAACACAUGGAAACUUGUGUCUAACUAUAAACUUCGCCUUCACACAGGCCUGAAAAGUGAUGUCCUUCUGUAUUUGAGAAAUCCCUGUUUAAGUAGGGGGUUCUUAUGCUACGUGUGCUAUUCAAUCAGUGUAUAGUAUACAGUAAAAUGUGCUGGUCCUUCUGUCUCUGCUCUGUUGUCUGUUUGUACAAAGCAAUAGUGUGUGUGCGCGUGCGUGUAUGUGUUUGUUCUCACAGUGUGUGAAUAAAAUAAACCCCAGACAAGGCUUUAAUAAUUUCAGAGGAACAGGGUUAUGUGGACGAGGAGGUUUUGAUUUUUUAUUUUCGACUUUUUGAAAGCAGAAGAAGAAGAAAAAAAAGAAAAAUGGUCUUGGAAAUGCUGAGCUUGAUCCAUCCAUAAUAGGUGUAGGUUUUUUAAAAGCAUGACAUAAUGCCUUCUACAAUUCAUCGGUCUGCAAGGAAGCGCUGCGAGGCAACAGCGACCGGCCUCGCAGUGAAAACGUGCUUUGUUAUCAGUUCGGCCAGAAUGUGGCUACAGCCUGAGCUGCGAUGAGCUGAAAUCGAUUCUGGACUGUAAAUUGUGAAAAUGAGUCUCCUUGACCGUAAAUUGUGAAGAUCAGUGUUAUGUCACGCUUAAAGUUGCCGGUGUGUCGCCCCAUAAUUAUGAGUCAGUCAUCACAUUUUUAACAAAAAACUCAUUUUUCCAAAGCACAGGUUGAUAAGAAUUUAUGAUUAAAAAUGACAUUUAAGAAUAUAGUUUUAAAAAAAUGAAAAAAUGAAAAAGCAACUUUUAGCCAUAAUCGAAUGUCAAGCAAUAAUAUAUGUCUGUGUAUUAUUUUUCAUUCUUUUGUGCAUAAUAGUCUUUGAACAUCUGCAUGUAAAUACACCUCUUAUUUAUCACUAUUUUGGUUUUUUUUGUUUUGUUUUAUUUUUGUGUUGAUUUUGUGGACGUUUUUAUGUUUCAUCUGUAUAUUUGACCAGUUCUGUUCCCAGGUGGAGAACUAAGAACUCGACAUGGCCUGUAUGCUGUAUAUCUUAUUUUCUCACUCUCUCCCUCAUUCUCGGCUGUUUAUUCACCAUAUUUAAUAUUAUUAUUGAUCACAUGUAUAAAGGUAGCGUUGUAACUUCUGUCUGUAUAGGUAAGAGGAAAAUACUGCUACUAAGGCCUACCCAGUGAAAAUAUUUAUCUGUUUAUCAAUUACAUCCUAUUGUACGAUAAAAAAAACUGUUUCUACUUUGCUUCCCUUCUUUAGGAUUAGUUUGAUAGAGAUAGGGUGUGCUGACAUUAAUUUUGUGUUGCCCUGAUGUGUGGUGCUAGGUAAGUUAAUUUUGUGAACCAAGUAUUGAUUCCUAAGCCUGGCCGCCCUAUUAGUUCAUUCAUUUCAUUGCAUAUUAAUGUAUUAUUGAUAUUAGGACUCAAUAAAUAAUAAUGAUAAUGAAAAUGAUAGUGGUAAAAUUACCCAGCAGGCACCUGUAUCAGUGUGCUAGUCCUGGGACUAAGGCACUUAUUUCCUUCUGACUUAUAGCAAAGCUAGUAUCUGCUAAUUAACAAGCUAUUUAAGGUUGCUUUUCUGGUUUGUGGAAAAAUUAUAAUAUUCAAAACUGAAACAGCAGUAUUGUGUUUUUUCUUUGUCUGAUUGUAAAAAAAAAGAAACAAACCACUCACUGAGGCUAUAGUUUGUCAGGUUUUAAGAUACUAACUAUUUACCUCCUGUGUCUGCAUUGUCCUUCACCUGAUGCAGGGAAGCGGUGCUUUGAUUUUAAUAAACAGAGCCUCGGUAUGCUUUUGUUAUUCCCCAUUUUAGACUAUCCUGAAGCAGUGGUUUCUUCAGACCAGUGGCAUAAACCUUUUUGCACCACAUGAAGUGUUAAAAAUGUACAUGAAAGGAUUGCCAUUUGAAGACAAAGUUGACCUUUUUCUCUCUACUCUGUAGCAAAUAUCAGUAAGAAUAUGCUUGCAAUAAUACACAACGUAUCACACUGAGUGCCUCUCGGUGUAACAAAAUGCAUACAUGGUUUUGAUUGUCUUUUUUUGUGGUUUUUUCCAGACGUGUACUGAAGUGACAAUGUAUUUUGUACAUGAGGAUGAAUUUCUCACUCUCACAUUGCUUAAAAAACUGUUUUUUCAGAUUCUUUCUUCAUGUGUUGUUGAUCAUUUUUCACGUGGGUUGAUGCGCUGAUGUUGAAGGGUUUCAAUGUAUAGCCGGUCCGUUUAGAGUGUACAUGUCACCCCUCACCUUGUUUCAUUUGUUUGUUUCAUGUUGAUCUCGAACGGUCAAUAAAUGCUCGUGGAUAAUAUUACGGAAGCGUUCACCUGCACAUUUUUCUUUUCCGAUCAAGCAAAAACAAACAGAAAAUCCAGAUUUUUUUGUCAUUUUCUGUUUGUGUUGACUUUUUUUAUUUCACUGAGAAACAGAAAAUUUACUAAUGCAUUGUAUAUUAAGUAUUUGUAUGUGUUUGUAAAACAGGCAUACAACACAUCUGGAUUUCCUUAAUGUUCUGUGUUCAAUGUGCCCUCAGUCUGUUGGGGUAACAUGAAGGGUGGGUGGAGCAGGGGUGGAUUCUUUUUUUUUCCAUGCAAAAAGCAGUACAAAUUAUGGGAAAGCCGAAACUAGUGUGUGGUUGUCACAAAUUUCUAAGUCACACGUUUGCUACUGAUGUUAAAUGGGGACAGAUGAUCAUGUACCUUUUUAUCCAGCUCUUUUGAACUCUCUUUAGCAGGUAGUCUAUUCACAAACGUAGUUUUGCUCCUUCUUGUCUGAUUCUUAAAUAUGAAAAUAAGUAUUUUGAUUCAUUUUGUAAAUACAGCUGUAAAGAAAAAUAAGAAAUUUAAUGUUGUCUUUUAAAUACUUUUCAUUCUAAUAUGAAUGUUGUUAUAUUGUACUUAGAAACUGUACCUUUAAUAUUACCUUUAUUAAAAGUGCAUUGGACACAUCGAUUUUAGAUGUGCUUUAUGUGCUGUUAUCCCAUAAUAAAAUUUACCGCUUGUAA